GUCAAAGUCAAAUUAAAUGACUACAAAAGAAGUAGAAAAAGAUUUCAAGGGAUGAUAAUCAAUUUGAUCAUUUUAUUUGACUAAACAGAAAAUUUAAUAGAUCGAGCAAAAUGGAGUGUGUAGGUUCUAAAAGUAAUUGUACUGAUGAAAAACACUUGAAUAUUGUGGAAAAAAAUUGUACCAAAGAAGAGAGUGAUAAGUUAACUGAACCGUCAGACUGCAAGAUUCCUAAAACAGAUAUGGAUGAAACAAAUUCUAUUAAUAACACUGUGAAUGGUGAAGAUGACAUGGUUGAGGUGAAAGUUGUAUAUAAUAAAAAGAAAUAUGAUGUUUCAACUACAUCCAAGACCACUAUCUCCGACUUCAAGAAACAAUUACAGGGUUUAUUAGGUGUUCCAGAUGCAAUGCAAAAACUCAUGUAUAAAGGUCUUCUUCAAGAUAAUCAAACAGUUUCUAGUUCAGGCAUCACUAAGGGAUCCAAGAUUAUGUUAGUUGGUUCAACUUUGAAUGAUGUUCUGGCUGUUUCAUCAGUCAGCAAGCAGGACAUAGUAGAAAUGGAGAAAGCUACAACGUCUAAAGAACCCCUAUGCAAGCAAAAAAUCCACCGAAAAGUCUUAGAUAAAGGACUGCCAGAAGACGUUAUGCCAGGAAUAAAAAAUAUCAAGGAAGAAUUGCCACCUGUGCCCUUAUCCGGUAUGUUGAAUAAGCACGGGGGGAAAGUUAGGUUAACUUUUAAAUUGGAAAGCGAUCAGUUGUGGUUGAGUACCAAGGAAAGAACCGAGAAGUUACCCAUGGGCUCCAUCAAAAGUGUAGUUUCGGAACCUAUAGAGGAAUACGAGCAGUAUCAUAUAAUGGGAAUUCAAUUGGGGCCCACCGAAGCUUCUCGAUAUUGGAUCUACUGGGUUCCAGCACAGUAUAUAGAUGCCAUUAAAGAUGCUGUUUUGGGAAAGUGGCACUAUUUUUGAUUUGGAGGCAUUUCCGCUUAGAAAAAAGCUGAUCAUUAUAGAGUUGAAAAAGUUUGCAAAAGUGACGGUUAUAUUAACCAUCAUUAUGCAUUCUACUCAAGAGAAUAACAUCUAUUUUCGUUUGUUAUAGUAAAUUCUCGUAGAUUUUAUAAUUUUAUACAUUUAUAUGUUUUGCUCGAUCAGGAUAAUUCUCAACGGAAAUUCAAACUACUUGUUUCUACCGAAUUAUGUAUUCACUUUUGUCAGAAGAUUCGUCAAUAUAAUGUAAAUGAUCGCAUAGUAAACUCCUUGAUGAGUAUCUAUUUUACUGAAUACAUUGUUUAUUCCA
Leptinotarsa decemlineata (Colorado potato beetle) is the source of this 1293-nucleotide messenger RNA. RefSeq names its product ubiquitin domain-containing protein UBFD1. Gene Ontology annotation, molecular function: cadherin binding; RNA binding. Lineage: Eukaryota; Metazoa; Arthropoda; Insecta; Coleoptera; Chrysomelidae. The record is from RefSeq and is a predicted model, not a curated record.